This is a messenger RNA of Pseudogymnoascus destructans, 1047 nucleotides long. It is a transcript of the gene RAD18, whose product is annotated as E3 ubiquitin-protein ligase rad18. Gene Ontology annotation, molecular function: single-stranded DNA binding; ubiquitin protein ligase activity. Lineage: Eukaryota; Fungi; Ascomycota; Leotiomycetes; Thelebolales; Thelebolaceae. Gene Ontology annotation, cellular component: Rad6-Rad18 complex; nucleus. Bases 1 to 1047 code for a protein of 348 amino acids. The record is from RefSeq and is a predicted model, not a curated record. Gene Ontology annotation, biological process: DNA damage tolerance; protein monoubiquitination. The transcript has 2 exons.
AUGGCGACAAUAGGGCCCCAAGAUACAACUUUCGAUGUGCCUGACCCCACCGAUUGGAAAGGGACGGCUCUUCAAGGCUUUGCUGCUGUCGAGUCUCCCAUGCGAUGCCAAGUAUGCAAGGAGUUCAUGACGACUCCAAUGAUGACGAGCUGCGGACAUACCUUUUGCUCCUUGUGUAUCAGGAGAUGCCUGGCGAAUGACGGACUAUGCCCUGCUUGUCGGACUCCGGAUCAGGAAUUGAAACUUCGAGCGAACAAGUGCAUGGGCGAGGUCAUCGAGUCUUUCAAGCAAAUAAGAGGACCUGCCCUUGAAAUUGCCCGAAUGCCUCCAGUUCUUUCAGAUCCGGUGUCACAGAAACGAAAACGUGAUGCGAGUAUUAGCAAUAGCCAGGACCUCGAAAAGCGCAGAACAAGAUCGUCAACACGCAUAGCGUCCCAAGAACCUCUCGAAAGUCCCAUGGAGGCCACAUAUAUUGAGCAGUCUGACGGGGCUAGUGCGCCACCCAGCGACCACUCGAGCAGCAAGCCCAACAAUAUAUCAAAUCCUUCCAUCACUACGAAUUUCAGAUUGCAACGGCCUACCUUCGAACCAACGCCUCUUCCAACCCUGAACUACUCCCUUCUUAGUGACACAAAUUUGCGGAAGAAGCUCAAAGACCUAGGGAUAUCAUCUAUCGGAAACCGACCACCCCUCGAGCGGAGGCAUAGGGAAUGGGUAACACUCUGGAAUGCUAACUGUGAUUCCUCCAAACCUCGUUCCAAGGCCGAGUUACUGCGUGAUCUAGAGACAUGGGAGAGAACUCAAGUUAGCCAAGGAACAUCGAGGAAUUAUACCGGCGGAGGGCUGCCGAUCGCGAGCAAGGAUUUUGAUGGCGCUGCCUGGUCAUCGAAGCAUGGGCCAACAUUUCGCAGUCUAAUCGAAGAGGCAGCGCGAAGCAGAAGACAGAAAUCAAGUGGAGAAGCCACUUCAACAUCCGAACCAAUUGGUGUGACAAUCGACGUAUCUGGAGAUAACUUCAGCGAGGAGACUAAUGACUGUGCCGAUUGA